UAAUGUGUUAAAUCAUGAAAAUGGUUGUCAUGUUCAUCGAAUCAUUCAACACAUUUCUCUUUUUCUUUUCUUCCUGAAUCUUUCUUUCCUCUUUCUUCGUUGUCAAAAUCCAAUCAGAACCUUCUGAUUUCUUAGCUCCGCCGCGUGAAAUCUCAGCUCCGAGAUAGUUUCCCGGUAAAGAACCGCCGCGAUGUCUUUCCUUUUCCGUAAGAACGGUAGCAGUUCACGGAGGCGGAUCAAAGACAAACUCCGUGGUCGCGGUAAGAGAGGAGAAGAAGAAGAGAGAGUCAGAUACGACGGUGGUGGCUCCGAUUCGUUACCUCCACCGCCUUCUCCUUGGGGUUUUCUCUUCCCGGAGGAUUUCGUGCGAGUCGACGGGAAUCUCAAAGCGAUUAUUGUAGAUGAGGAAGGAUUAGAUGUGAUUUACUGGAGAAAGCUUCUCGAGCUUGAAAACAGCGGGAAAAUUAGGAAAAACCCUAGACCUAGAAGAAGAGGCGGAGAAAGAGGAGACAAAUCCGAUGGCGGAUUAGGAAGAGCUGGAGCUGAUGAAGAAGAAGAAGACGAAGACGACGACGAAGAUGGAUUAUACAGAGGAUCGGGUAAAGGAGAUGAAUCGAUUGAAGAGACGUUUUCGUUUCAUGUGAAGAAAUCUCAAUCUCCUUCCUCCUCGGGUAGUGAAAUCGGAGAUCGGAGUAAUAACAAUAAUGUUGAAGGAGGAGGGAGAUACUACACUUCUUCUUCUACCUCCGCUGCUUCGCCGUCGCGACCUUCCACGAGCGGAGUAAGUGAUUACGGUGCCGUUGGGAAACAAUACCAAUCCAAAUUUCAAGCUCCUGGAGGCGGCUCAUUUCCGCCUUCUCCGCCGCAGAUUCCGCCGAUCCAAAGCAGUGGCAGUGGCGGCGGUGGUGGCGGUCGUUCACUCCCGCUUCCUCCGGGUCAAUUCACGGCGGCAAUUGCUUCGUCCUCUACAUCGCCACCGCCUAUUCCAGCCAACCAAACAUCACCACAGCUUCCGCCAUCAGCUGGGGCUCCACCUCCACCGCCUCCGCCAUCUGCUGGAGCUCCACCUCCACCUCCACCGCCUGUUCCGGCUAAGAAAGCACCUGCACCGCCACCACCUCCUCCGCCGGGCAAGAAAGCACCUGGCCCGCCGCCACCGCCUCCAAUGUCGAAGACUGGGCCACCAAAACCGCCCGGUACUGCAAAAGGAGCGAUGAAGCCAGGUGAGAGUUCUUCUGCCAUAGAAAAAACCGAGGAUCCAGCGCAGCCAAAGCUCAAGCCUUUACAUUGGGAUAAGGUUAAUCCUGAUGCGAGCCAUUCAAUGGUUUGGCACCGCAUCGAUGGUGGCUCGUUCAACUUUGAUGGUGAUCUCAUGGAGGCUCUGUUUGGAUACGUCGGCGCUCGAAAACCAAGUGAAGCAAACAGUGUACAGCAAAAACCGACUGUUUCCACCUCGCAGACUUACAUUCUCGAUCCUCGAAAAUCUCAGAACAAAGCAAUUGUGCUUAAAUCUUUGGGAAUGACGAAAGAGGAGAUCAUUGACUUGUUAACAGAAGGCCAUGAUGCUGAUUCCGAUACACUCGAGAAGCUUUCUGGUAUAGCUCCAACGCCAGAAGAACAGACAGAGAUCAUAGAGUUCAACGGCGACCCUACGAAACUUGCUGAUGCAGAAUCGCUACUCUUUCACAUCUUACGCGCAGUUCCUUCCGCGUUUAACCGGUUCAACGUCAUGCUCUUCAAGAUCAACUAUGGCUCUGAGGUUGCUCAGCAAAAGGCAUCUUUACAGACACUUGAAUCCGCGUGCAAUGAGCUACGUGCUCGUGGGCUGUUCAUGAAGCUACUAGAAGCUAUCUUGAAAGCAGGAAACAGAAUGAACGCUGGAACCGCCCGAGGAAAUGCUCAAGCUUUCAAUUUGACAGCUCUGAGAAAACUAUCUGAUGUGAAGAGUGUUGAUGGGAAAACUACUUUGCUUCACUUUGUUGUUGAAGAAGUUGUAAGGUCUGAGGGAAAACGUGCUGCGAUGAGUAGAAUCUCGAAUGAUAACGCCGGUGGAGAUAUUGCGGAUGCAUCUAGAGAAGAACAAGAGACUGAGUUUAUAAAGCUAGGUUUACCCAUUAUAGGUGGCUUAAGUUCAGAGUUCACCAAUGUGAAGAAAGCGGCUGGAGUCGAUUACGACUCAUUUGUAGCCACAACGUUAGCUUUAGGCACCCGAGUCAAAGAAACGAAACGCCUUUUAGACCAAAGCAAAGGGAAGGAAGAUGGGUGUUUGACAAAGCUUAGAUCUUUCUUUGAAUCUGCCGAGGAAGAACUGAGAGUUAUUACAGAGGAACAGCUCAGGAUAAUGGAGUUGGUGAAGAAAACCACAAGUUAUUACCAAGCUGGUGCAUUGAAAGAGAGGAACCUGUUUCAGUUGUUUGUUAUAAUCCGCGAUUUCUUAGGGAUGGUCGAUAAUGCAUGUAGUGAAAUCGCAAGGAAUCAACGGAAGCAGAGACCACCAACAACAGUAGCAGGAGCAUCAACUUCAACAGCAGCAACAUCGAGCGCUGCUGCUGCACCGCAGAGAAAUGCGGUUAGGUUUCCGAUUCUGCCUCCAAAUUUCAUGUCGGAGCAUUCAAGGUACAGUUCAAGUGAUUCAGACUCUGAUUCUUGAUAACCAUAAAACCAAAAAAACAAAACAAAGAUUGAUCACUUUUGUUAUAUGUUGUAUAUAGAUGGUAGGGAAGCUUGUUGGUAAAAAAAAUAUUCUUUAGGUUCUUUGAAGAUGGUUCGUAUGAUUU
This is a messenger RNA of Eutrema salsugineum, 2777 nucleotides long. RefSeq names its product formin-like protein 7. The record is from RefSeq and is a predicted model, not a curated record. The transcript has 2 exons. The coding region runs from base 191 to 2650 and encodes 819 amino acids. Gene Ontology annotation, molecular function: actin filament binding. NCBI's taxonomy places the organism in Eukaryota, Viridiplantae, Streptophyta, Magnoliopsida, Brassicales, Brassicaceae. Gene Ontology annotation, biological process: actin cytoskeleton organization; actin nucleation.